Messenger RNA from Naegleria gruberi, 687 nucleotides. RefSeq names its product rho family small GTPase. Bases 1 to 687 code for a protein of 228 amino acids. Gene Ontology annotation, biological process: small GTPase-mediated signal transduction. NCBI's taxonomy places the organism in Eukaryota, Heterolobosea, Eutetramitea, Acrasida, Naegleriidae. The record is from RefSeq and is a predicted model, not a curated record. Gene Ontology annotation, molecular function: GTPase activity; GTP binding. The transcript has 7 exons.
AUGUCUCAACCUCGCAUGGAAAGCGUCAAACUGAUGACCGUAGGAGACGGUGCAGUCGGUAAAACAUCUUUACUCAUGUCAUACGCUUUAGAUAAAUUCCCAGAAGACUACGUGCCAACAGUUUUCGAUAACUAUACAUGUACAAUGGUGUACAAUAAACAAAUUCACGUAUCCCUUGGGCUGUGGGAUACAGCUGGUCAAGAUGACUAUGAACAAAUGCGUCCAUUAGCUUUUCCUGGAACUCAUGUUUUUCUAAUUUGUUUUUCAUUGAUUAGUAGAUCGAGUUUUGAAAAUGUUGAUGCGCAUUGGAUUAAAGAAAUUAGAACAUUUUCAAAGGAUGUUCCAUUUGUUUUGUGUGGAACUAAAUUGGAUAGUGCAAAUGAUCCAGAAACUUUGAAAAAACUUGAAGAACAUGGCGAAAAACCAGUGACCAAAGAGGAAGGAGAGGCCCUUGCCAAAAAGCUUGGUGCCUACGCAUUCUGUAUGUGUAGUGGUAAGACACAAGUUGGUAUUACAGAAGUUUUCAAAAAAGCAAGUGAGACAGGUCUAUUAUAUCAAGGUGUUUUGAACAGUUCUGAUCUCGAAGGUGGAAGUGGAGGAAACAACACAUCAAAGACCAAUACAUCACCCAAUAAUGCAUCACAGAAUAGAAAUGGUGAAAAGAAAGGUUGCUGUCUGGUCAUGUAA